Ilex paraguariensis (yerba mate) is the source of this 432-nucleotide messenger RNA. The record is from the annotation of a GenBank genome assembly. Lineage: Eukaryota; Viridiplantae; Streptophyta; Magnoliopsida; Aquifoliales; Aquifoliaceae.
AUGGAAAAGGAAAGCUCUCCAUGGAUUUUUUUGGGUGUUCCCGAUAUAAACCCGCCUGGAGAUGUAUAUUCAAUACGAGAAGAUGAAAGCGCUAAAAGAUCUGAUAUCGUUACCUACGAGGACGAGAAGAGAAGAACUCGGAUCAGAUCUUUGAAAAAGAAGGCGAUGAAUGCUUCAACAAGAGUGACUCAUACUCUUAGGAAACGGAAUAAGCGGGUAGCUCAUGGCUUGUUUGCUUCGAUUUCAAUUGAAGAUUUUCGAGAUGAUGAGGAAGUGGAAGCUGUCAAUGCUUUUCGUGAGGCAUUGAUUGAUAAAAAUCUGCUUCCAGCCCGUCACGAUGAUUACCACAAAAUGUUGAGGGAGGGAGCACAUGUUGGCCUUUAUGCCUAUAUUGUUGAUUCAGAUACAUAUGAAAUUCUGAAAAUCAGUUAG